AUGCCCCGCCGCCUCCUCGCCCUGCUGCUCCUGGCCGCCGCCGUCGCCGCCGCGGCUGGACACGCGGCCUCCUCCUGCCCCUUCCACGUCGAGGAGCCCCACGAUCACCAUGACCACGGCCACGGCCACAGCUGCGGGGGCGCCGGCGCGGGGGAUCCCCAUCACGAGCACCACCACCACGACCACCACCACCAUCAGCCAGACGAGAUCCGGCGGCUGCUCCCGGAGGAGCUGGCCGAGGAGGCGGAUCUCGAGCUCGAAGGCUUCGGCCACGACCACCACCACCACCACCACGACCACAGCCACGGCGACUUCUCCCUGCCCGAGACAUCGCCCAUGGGUCUGUGGUUAAAGGCGAUGGGGUGCUCGCUGCUGGUCAGCCUGGCGUCACUCGUCUGCCUCGUCCUCCUCCCUGUGAUCUUCUUUCAGGGGAAACCGUCCAAGGCCAUGGUGGAUGCGCUUGCGAUAUUCGGGGCAGGAGCAAUGCUUGGAGAUUCAUUUUUUCAUCAACUGCCUCAUGCUUUUGGUGGAGGGCAUUCUCAUUCACAUGACCACGAGGAUCACGCUCAUGCUCAUGAGGAGUCACAUGCACACUCUCUGGAAGACCUUUCUGUCGGCAUGUCCAUUUUAUUUGGUAUUGUAUUGUUCUUUAUUGUCGAGAAGAUUGUGAGGUAUGUUGAAGACAAUGCUCAAAAUGGGGUUCAUAGCUUGGGCCAUCAUCACCAUCAUAAACGAGAAGACACCAGUGAUAAGGCGAAGUUGGAUCACAAGAAAAGCGAUGAUGAGGUUAAAGAUACAGAUCAAGCAGACAAACAAACUUUGCAUGAUGGUGCAAUUGACAAAAUAGAUGAUGCAGAUCAUAAAGAUUCAAAUGCUACUAUACGUAAGAGGAUCUCUUCUAGUUCCAGUGCUGCUAAUAAAGAGCCUAUCAGUUCUGGAACUGAUUCUGCCCCCAGCAAACCAUUACCAAGUGAGGAUUCCACUGUUUCCAACUCAAAUCUGGUGUUUGGCUACCUUAAUCUUUUCUCAGAUGGUGUUCAUAACUUCACUGAUGGGAUGGCUCUUGGAAGUGCUUUUCUGCUACAUGGUUCUGUUGGAGGGUGGUCUAGAACUUUAUUUCUUCUUGCUCAUGAACUUCCUCAAGAGGUUGGGGAUUUUGGAAUCCUGGUUCGCUCGGGAUUCACCAUAUCUAAAGCCCUAUUUUUCAAUUUUCUCUCUGCGUUGGCUGCUCUUGCUGGAACAGCACUAGCACUGUCUUUGGGAAAGGAUCCGGGACAUUCUUCUUUAAUUGAGGGUUUUACUGCUGGAGGUUUUAUUUACAUUGCUGUUGCCGGAGUCCUCCCACAGAUGCAUGACCAGAAAACUACGCUGAGCAACUCAAUGACUCAGUUGGUUUUCCUGACAAUGGGAAUGCUGGUUGCCCUGGGCAUAUCUCUAGUAGAAUGACCUGGAUCUCCAUUUCUUUGUAGCUUUAGCGUUGAGCUGCCCUUAUGCCAGUCUGGUCACUGCAUCACUAGAAGAUGCAGCCUGAAAGAGCGACUCCCCUGAUAUUUUGGUGCAAACAUAGCAGAAUAUUUUGUCAACUAAUUUAGUUUCGCUUGCAUCAUUAGCAUCAUUAAUAUAGGUCUUGGCAAAGACUUCACUGAACCUUGAAUCUUGUGAUCAUGAUUAUAUGAAGGUAUACACAAGUACAUC
This is a messenger RNA of Lolium rigidum, 1695 nucleotides long. RefSeq names its product IAA-alanine resistance protein 1-like. Gene Ontology annotation, molecular function: zinc ion transmembrane transporter activity. The record is from RefSeq and is a predicted model, not a curated record. NCBI's taxonomy places the organism in Eukaryota, Viridiplantae, Streptophyta, Magnoliopsida, Poales, Poaceae. The coding region runs from base 1 to 1446 and encodes 481 amino acids. Gene Ontology annotation, cellular component: membrane. Gene Ontology annotation, biological process: intracellular zinc ion homeostasis; zinc ion transmembrane transport. The transcript has 11 exons.